Lobosporangium transversale is the source of this 1589-nucleotide messenger RNA. RefSeq lists its product as hypothetical. The transcript has a single exon. The record is from RefSeq and is a predicted model, not a curated record. Lineage: Eukaryota; Fungi; Mortierellomycota; Mortierellomycetes; Mortierellales; Mortierellaceae. Gene Ontology annotation, molecular function: protein binding. The coding region runs from base 15 to 1568 and encodes 517 amino acids.
CAUCUCUUUGCAACAUGAGCAAUCUAAAAUUGAAUCCUCUGGAGAUUCUAGAAAUCAUUUCACUCAUUGGCAGCUUUCUCGAUCGAAAGGAUCUUCUAAACUGUCUCUGCGUCUCCAAAACUUUUCAUGGAGCUCUUAUCUGGCACAUUUGGAGAAAAAUCAUAGUCAGACGACACGGACCUUUCACCCCCACUGGCGAAGCACUACAGAAGCACAAGGAAUAUAUUGAGAAAAUUCACUUUAUAUACCCUCAAAAGGAUAUUCCAGAAGAGUAUGGGUCAUUGCAGGGAUGUAUUCGCCUCCAGUUUAUACAAACCAGCAGAAUAUCACCGCGCGAACCGGCUCCAACUCGUUUUUUAAAUCUAAUCAAGGCCCACAACUCUACCAUUACCAAAAUUAACCUAGCUUAUGUUCAGAAUUCACAAUUGCUCUGGGAGACACUGCUUGGAUGCGCCAACUUCAAUCGCUUGAAGGUUGCCUCUAUGUGUAUAAAUGAUGGGGUCGACAUAUUCUUUCAAGUUUGCAAGAAACUUGGGUACUUGGAUUUCAAAAAUGUAUCCAUACGCCAGCUACCUACCGACUUCCUAAGUGGUGAGGCCAGCGAGUAUACUUUCCCAAAUAUGCACACGUUGCGUGUUGACGAUGUUCGGAUAGAUGACCCUCCACAUCCGCACACCUCACCAUAUUGCCUCGGCACGUUGGUGAGGAGAUGUCCAAACUUGUCCACACUUGAGUAUAGAGAAUGCUACCCGCGCAUAGACGUCCGUGAUAAAUUCUACAAUGAAGCGUUUUUUCACCAUUCUUGGACUCUGGACAAUUUGUCAGAGCUGUCUUUCCCUAGCAUAGGGAUAAAAGACGAAGAUUUGGCGGCACUUCUCAGACGGAUGACUGAAUUAAGACGGUUAGAUAUCCCAUGUUGUGAUUUUGGCCAGCUCUCUCUGCAAGCAUUACUAGCGGACGAACAAGAGAUAUUGUAUAAUGGACAAGUGGUACGAAAAAUAAGGCUUCGGAGACUCUGUGAGACGGUUGAGAUAUUGAUGCUCGAUGUUCGCAACAAGAUAGAUGGGCUUGUUUAUACUAUUUUGUCUAACUGCCCACGAUUGAAGCGACUGUGUGGACCUAGAAUCAUGGUGACAGAGAUUGUCGAUGGAGCAGAGUGGGUUAGCACUCAACUGACUGACCUGAUUAUCACUCUAGUGGCAGACAUUGACCAAGAGACUGAAGAAGGCAUGGCAAAGACACGGAUUGUGUUCAAACAGUUAGGUAAAUUGACUAGACUACAUUCUCUUUGUCUAACAGCUUGGGUUAGGUCAAUACGGACACUUGACUUGCAGUUAAGAGCAGGUCUGGAUGAACUGGCCAAUCUGAGAAGUCUGUAUACGCUAAGUUUCCGAGAUGAUUUUCACCAACAAAUGCAACUUAAGGAUGCGACAUGGAUGGUGAACAAUUGGCCAAGCAUCAGAUACUUGUAUGGUCGCGUGAACUGGGAGUCGGAUGAGAAUGGAGAGGAUAUAAAUACUUUGGUACAGAGCUUUCUUAAAUCGCACAAUAUAUAUUGUUUCCCCUAGGCUAAUAAAGCAAAGAAAUAC